GGUCGAAGUACUUCGACCGGCACUUGGUCAGUGUACCACACGUCUAGCUACAUAGACUCGGAAGAUUAUUACGCUGGGCGGCAUCGAGUGUGUACCGGUGAGGUUGUAAUAUAGACAUAACUUUCAGCCCCACUACUUUCAAUCUAGUCACUAGCAAAGUUCCCUCAACACCAGAUCAUCAUACUGCAAAGAUGAUAGAAUCAAAGGUAGACUUUGCGUCGCUCUCGCUCUUCCCCGCGAUGCGUGCGCAGGUUGAGGAGUCAUGGUGCCGAACGUGGCCACAGUGGGGUGGCACUCUGAGUCUCACAGAGUACCUUGCGCGAGAGGUUAAGAUGGAAUCUAUGGAUCACGCAAAGGAUGGAAAGUUCAUCACCUGGGUGCUGGCGCCACGGGAUGACCCAACCACUCUUAAUUUCAUGUGUUCCUGUGAGACAUUUAAGCGCUCUGGUCUCGUCGCUUACCCCUCCUCUUCUACAUCUGAGCCCAACUCAGUGCACGAAGUAACCUGUUACGCCAUUGCAAGUGUCUUCACCCCACCCUCCAAGCGCGGGCGCGGCUACGCAAGCCAUAUGAUGAGCCUCUUACAUUGGGUUAUCGCCUCGCGUGUCAAUCUCCCCAAGUUCCCAGAGGCAUGGGGCGCACCACCGGAACAGGUAGCAGAAGCUAGUGAAGGACUGUUCUCUUGCCUGUACAGCGAUGUUGGGGAAGACUUUUACCGCUCGGCAGGCCCUGGAGGUAAAGAGGGUGGAUGGGAGACGCGGGGAGCCGUUUCGACCAUUUGGGAUGUGGGGAUAGAGGAGGGGGAUGACAAUGGAUGGGCGUGGUUGACGCAAGAGCAGCUAAACGGGCUGUGGGAUCGCGAUGCUGGGCGCAUUAAGAAAGAGCUGGAGAACAUGUUGACAAGCGACACCUCAUACGAAGUGGAACGCCCGGCAGCAUUCGUGACGUACCUGCCGACCAACGGUGUCUGCGGGUUCCACAUUCCACGUUCAACGUAUGCCUCGGAUUUUUCCAUGGCAGGCGGAGUCUGGGGUAUACAGUCCUUGAACGACCCAGACACAUACGCAUGCUGGAGCGUCGACUUGAGACCCCCUCCGCCAACGCUAAUCAUUACGCGACUCUGUGCCAGUGAAGAGACAUUCCCUGGGCUAAUUUCGAAGAUCAGACAGGCGGCUAGACGAAGCGGAAUUGGGAAAGUAGAAGUGUGGAAAUUGGGAGAAGGAUUAAGAGAUAUUGCGGAGAGGACGGGUGGGCAGACGGUCAUACGAAACGAACAUUUGCCACAGAUGAUGUGGUAUGGACCUGGAACGAUGGGGAAUAUAGAGUGGGCGUAUAACGAGAAGUUCAGCUGGUGCUGAUGCAAGGUUGAGUUGCAGUUGCAGAAUAAUCAGAGGUAUCGCGCUGGCAUGUCUAGAAACGUCUUGGGCCCUGCCGGUGGGAAUAAACCUGCAAGUGCAUACAUUUCCACGUCAAAAGUAUCGACGAAUGUGUCUCCACCUUCCGCGAUAUUGAAGAG
Molecule: messenger RNA, 1516 nt
Organism: Suillus discolor
Lineage: Eukaryota; Fungi; Basidiomycota; Agaricomycetes; Boletales; Suillaceae
Exons: 4
Coding region: 192-1358 (388 amino acids)
Source: RefSeq, a predicted model, not a curated record